Messenger RNA from Capsella rubella, 468 nucleotides. RefSeq lists its product as uncharacterized. The transcript has a single exon. Lineage: Eukaryota; Viridiplantae; Streptophyta; Magnoliopsida; Brassicales; Brassicaceae. The coding region runs from base 1 to 468 and encodes 155 amino acids. The record is from RefSeq and is a predicted model, not a curated record.
AUGAAUCCCAAAACCAUAGUUACAAAUGUUCUUAUCAUUGUCCUUGUACAAAUCUCAUACUUAUCAUUAGAGGUAAACUCGUUAAGUGCAUACCACAAGAAAGACUACAAAACAGAGUUUAAGGUAAAGCCAAACACGCUUGUACGAAUGGUCAUCUCCAACGAUCUUUCGGGUGUAAAGAAUGGGAACGCGGGUUUUGUAUGCGCAAAAGGUGGUAAUAAGGUAUGGAAGAAGAGCAAACCAGGAGAUCGAUAUGUUGUGGUUGAGUUUAAGUACGAUGGUAAGAAGAGGCACACGUUCACGCAUUGCCAUCUUCGUUCUACAUUUGGGUUUGUUAACUUCCCAGUUAGUGUUCAUCCAGACACAUCUGCUAAGUGUUAUCCUAGCUAUGUAUGUGGUUACUCGGUUCGAAAAGAUGGAGUUUAUUACAUCCCUGAGAAGAAGCUUUAUCCAUGGAAAAAGCACUAG